GCACUGCCCAAGGGCCCGGGGUCAGUAGGGGGCCCCAGGAGAUGCCCCUGGUACCUUUUUCAUAGGUUUUUUUUAGUUUGGGCAAGGACACAGGGGCCCCAUGAUCCUCUAUUGCCCAGGGGCCCCAUGAGUUGUCAGUCCACCCCUGGCGGUAACCCAGACUGGUCAAACACAUUUCCAGUCUGCUGAUUGGACCAUGAAGAAGCAGCAGAAGCCAGAGCAUGUGCCUUCAAACUCAAGUUGGCUAUGGCGGCUCCCAUAUUUCUUUGCUGACCGAUUCCCUUUAAUGAUAGUUCA
Staurois parvus is the source of this 297-nucleotide messenger RNA. The record is from the annotation of a GenBank genome assembly. Lineage: Eukaryota; Metazoa; Chordata; Amphibia; Anura; Ranidae.